GAAAUUGCCAUGGCAUUUUUCAAAGACUGGUAUUAGUUCUACUGACAGGCCUGAAUCGUAAUAUAGCGUUAGGGAACGAAUCGAGUACGAUAGACAGUCUGUCAGAUGGUUGCAUACGGCUCGUCUUAUUUACACAGCUAGUUAGCUAGCAAACGUUAGUCUUCUCCGCAUUUACUUUAUGUGCUAGCUGGCUAUGUACGCUGCCUUAUACAGCCGUUAAUCUGAUCCCCAAACGAAAAUAAUGAGACAGCAACGCUAACGUUACCUUCUUUACUAACGUUAGCUAGCAUACUUGGUAGUCUUAGAUAACUCACAGUACUUGUUCAGUUGGUAACGUUAGUCAGAACUAGGAGCCUACCAUUUACUAGCUAGCGAGAUUAAUUUAAAGAAGACAUUCCAUUAGAUCAGGGCGGUCUCUGUGCUAACCAAGCUAACAGGACGCGAUGGCUAAGUAUAGCUUGCCAGCUAACAUAGUAAACCUGAGAAUGAAUACUCGCAUGCCUUUCGGGUCACUGUCAUGCUACUCCACGCUGUAAGCGACAGGCAGAAGUGUGGCUUGCAUAGUAUCGCGUGUCAUCUCUUAGCUGUCAGCUCCAACUUAAAAUAGACAUUGCCAAAAUUUCUACGCGGGUUAGCCUUAACGUUAGGUAACGAUAGAGAAAUCAUUCGGAUAAAUCAUCUAUGCGAACAGAGCCAACAUUUGUGAAAAUGUUACCUUAAUUUUGAGGUUACUUUUAAGUUUUUCCUGCGCUUCUGGCUACGCAAAGAAUGUGGAUCACUUCAUUAAAACAUGCGGUCUGGAAGAAGCACAAGUCAACCUGGGUCAGAUUCUGAGCCGAGCAUCCAUUUCGGUAGCAACAGAAAUGUCAUUUAUAUUUGACUGGAUCUACAGAGGAUUUAGCAGCGUGCUUCAGUUUUUAGGUUUAUACAGAAAAUCAGGGAAGCUUGUGUUCCUGGGGUUGGAUAAUGCUGGAAAAACAACACUACUGCACAUGCUUAAAGAUGAUAGACUUGGACAACAUGUCCCAACAUUACAUCCAACGUCUGAAGAGUUGACAAUCGCUGGAAUGACAUUCACUACUUUUGACCUUGGUGGUCAUGCGCAAGCAAGAAGGGUUUGGAAGAAUUACCUUCCCGCUAUAAACGGAAUCGUUUUUCUGGUGGACUGUGCAGAUCAUGAACGUCUUGCUGAAUCUAAAGUUGAACUUGAUGCAUUGCUAACAGAUGAGACGAUCUCCACUGUGCCCAUCCUCAUUCUGGGGAAUAAAAUCGACCGACCUGAAGCCGUCAGCGAGGACGGACUGAGAGUCAUGUUUGGCCUGCAUGGACACACCACUGGAAAGGGGAACGUGUCGCUGAAGGAUGUGAAUUUGCGGCCCAUGGAGGUGUUCAUGUGCAGUGUACUGAAGAGGCAGGGCUACGGGGAGGGCUUCCGGUGGCUCUCGCAGUACAUCGACUGACGGCAGCAAAAUAAUAAUAAUAAUAAUAAUAACAAUAAUCACUGGACGCUGUAUGGCAAGAACUCAGACGGCUCCUUUUUUCCUACAGAGCUUGUACUUGAAAGCGAAAAGGACUAACUCCUCAUCGAAAAAGCUGUGAAGUGUAUUUAUCUGGCUUCGAGUGAAGUGAUUGAUUGUCGCGGCCAUAAAUGUUUUGGUUCGAGUUCCGAAAAAUACUCCCUGCAGUUUUCAUAGGUGCCCCAACGUUGGUGUGAUUUAACUUGUUUUAUACCGAAAAAACUUGUGGGGGAAAAAAAAUUUAUAAAUAAGCAGACUGAGAGGCUUCAACAUCAGUGAGCCAUCUGAAAAAAGUGUAACAAUAAAGUAGCCACAGCUAUUUUGAAAAUAAGUGUGUCUUUAAGAUAUAAAACACAUAUAAUAGGUCACACUGUUAACCUUACAUAGCAAUCCCCAAGAUUUAUGUCUGACCAAUUUGCCUUUUUGGAUAUAAAUGUGCCAAUAAACACCAGGUUAUCUGCAGUUUGAAGUCGCUGAAAAAGCAAUCGCAGCACAUUUGGCUAGUGUAAUCUAAGUGUUUUAAUGUCAGUCAUUAACAUUUUUUGCUAAUGCCUGCCGUUUGGUUAAUGAUAUCCAUAGCAAGGAAUGUAGAGGAUUGAUAUUUUACUUUGCAUUGAAGUUCAUAUAUUUUUAUUAAAUUACAAAAAAAACUUGCAUAACAAUGGGACGUGUCAUAUCAGUCGAAGAUUUAACAGUAUUGCAACCUUUAAGAUUUGUUUUGAAAGGACAACAUAAAACAUCAAAGCAAAAUAUAAUCAGAAGCUUUUCUUUCCCUGCACUAGAAUUGCCUGUUACAUAGCUGGUCAAAGAUGCACAUUUGGAUCUUUUUUUCUACAUUUUUUCCAAACCUUCUCCAAUAAUGUGUCAUUUUUGAUUUUGUGGUGCAUUUCAUUACACCAAAGUGUUAAAUGAUGGAUAUAUUGCUUAUCCAAUGACAAGUAAUCAUGCACUGACGUGAAAUAAUUAAAAAUAAUAAAAAAAUAAAAAAGAAAUCACAGCAAUAAAGAGCAAGUAAGGAGAAGAGUGGAGAGUAAUAGUAGAGAAGGUCUCUGGGUAUGCUGACUCAUUUAUGAUAACGCCACAGUAACAGCUGAAAAUAUGGUUUGGGUUUCUCAGUAGGCCAAUGUAGGCAAACGUAACACUCUUGCCCUGUGCUUGUGGGCAGUGUAUGAAAAGCACUGACCCUCAACUUGAAAAGGUCUUCACCUUCUUUUUUAUUACAAUUAGAUUUUGUUUUUGUUUGAAAUACUGUUAAGCUAGUAUUUGUUUCCUCUGUCAGCGAGAAUGAGGUGAAUUUUACACUACUGAUGCUUUGUGGCCAACACUAGUCACUAUUCGCUAUUUAUUUUAUUUAAACUACAGUUGUGUAUUUACAACAUGUUUGCUUUUAGCUGUGAAAUGCAUUUCCAAAAAAUAAUAGAAUGCUAAAGGGAGUAACGAAACAUUUUAUAUUUGUAAGGAUUUGUGGGUAUGGGGUGGAGCAAUAUUGUAUACGUACUGUACAUGAAAUUGUAGAUACUGAAGUCUACACUGUAAACAGCCUGAGUUCUCAGUUAAAUUAUUAAUCCGUGCCAGUCUUAUAAUAAUGCAAGGAGUAUUUUUUGACUAUCCGCUGUGUGCAACAGCUAGGGUAUGAGAAUACUCAUGUAGCGGCAUGGAUUUCAGAAAUCUUUAUUUAAAACAACUAUCAUGCAGCGGUAAAACUGCAUGCAUGUCUGUAGAUAAUGUAAAAUGGACAGACCAGAUAUUUAUUGCAGCUUAUGUAUGGAACUUGAAGGAAUUCAUAUUUAUGAUUACAAAUAUUACAUUUUAAAGGUACUGCUGUGUAUAUUCCAGAACAUCCCACUCUGACACAGAUAUAUAGCUUUGCCCUUUUGUUGCUAUGGCUCAUAUUGAAUGUUUUUGUAUGCAGUUAUUGUGUUACAAUGGUCAUGUUCAGUGUGGGAAUUCUAAAGAGCACAGCCCUUGCGUGUCAGCUUCAUAAAACCACAUUUCUGUCACCUGUGUACAAUGUGUGCUUGUAUCAUAUGAGAGUGUUGUGGGAAAAAUAAAUCUGUACAAACUUUA
Anguilla anguilla (European eel) is the source of this 3584-nucleotide messenger RNA. It is a transcript of the gene sar1ab, whose product is annotated as secretion associated, Ras related GTPase 1Ab. Gene Ontology annotation, molecular function: GTPase activity; GTP binding. Gene Ontology annotation, cellular component: COPII vesicle coat; endoplasmic reticulum exit site. Bases 864 to 1460 code for a protein of 198 amino acids. The transcript is spliced from 7 exons. Gene Ontology annotation, biological process: vesicle organization; membrane organization; endoplasmic reticulum to Golgi vesicle-mediated transport. NCBI's taxonomy places the organism in Eukaryota, Metazoa, Chordata, Actinopteri, Anguilliformes, Anguillidae. The record is from RefSeq and is a predicted model, not a curated record.